CCCCGCCAUUGUAGGAGGCCGCGCCCUGCCCUCAAGUUCCUCAAGCAGUCGGGCCGGUAGCGGAUUGACAUUUGGUUGGUCACUGUGAGAACAGAAUGUCGGACUGCAUUGACCUUUGGCCUGAUCCAACAGAGCUGGUUCUGUCUGUUUAAGGACUGGAGAAGGCAGUGUUUGCUCCAUAUUUCUUUGGCUUACUUUCCUGCUUUGGACUGCACAGUGAAAGCUCAGGGCCUGAAAAAUUGUCCACUGAAAGAGAGAACAUUUGAGCAACUUCCUUUGCUCACUUCUCUUCCCCCCACCUCUAGACAGUGCAGGCACUGUGUUUUCUAGUCAUUAAAUAUCAUGUCUGACAACGGAGAACUCGAAGAUAAGCCACCAGCUCCACCUGUUCGAAUGAGCAGUACUAUCUUCAGUUCAGGAGGCAAAGAUCCAUUAUCUGCUAAUCAUAGCUUGAAACCUCUGCCAUCUGUGCCAGAAGAGAAAAAGCCUAGGAACAAAAUCAUCUCCAUCUUCUCUGGUACUGAGAAAGGGAGUAGGAAAAAGGAAAAAGAAAGGCCCGAAAUCUCUCCUCCAUCAGACUUUGAACAUACCAUUCAUGUUGGCUUUGAUGCUGUUACUGGGGAAUUCACUGGAAUGCCAGAGCAAUGGGCUCGGCUGCUACAGACCUCAAAUAUUACCAAGCUAGAACAGAAGAAGAACCCCCAGGCUGUUCUAGAUGUAUUGAAGUUUUAUGAUUCUAAAGACACGGCGAGACAGAAAUAUUUGAGCUUCUCUGCUACAGAAAAGGAUGGUUUCCCUUCAGGAGCACCAGCACCCAAUGCAAAAGGAUCAGAACCUUCUGUACCUGCUGAAGAGGAAGAUGACGAUGAAGUGACUCCUCCGGUUAUUGCCCCACGGCCAGAUCAUACAAAAUCUAUUUAUACACGGUCAGUAAUAGAUCCUAUCCCAGCUCCCCCUGGUGAUUCAAGUGAUAGUGUUGCUAAAUCAGCUGAUAAGCAGAAAAAGAAGACUAAGAUGUCAGAUGAAGAGAUAAUGGAAAGGCUACGAACGAUUGUGAGUAUAGGAGAUCCGAAGAAAAAAUAUACCAGAUAUGAAAAAAUAGGGCAGGGGGCUUCAGGUACAGUCUUCAUUGCCAUAGAUGUGGCAACAGGACAAGAGGUUGCUAUUAAACAGAUAAAUCUUCAAAAACAGCCCAAGAAGGAGUUAAUUAUCAAUGAGAUCUUGGUGAUGAAAGAGCUGAAGAACCCAAAUAUAGUCAACUUUCUAGACAGUUACUUAGUGGGAGAUGAACUGUUUGUUGUAAUGGAGUAUCUGGCUGGUGGGUCUCUCACAGAUGUAGUAACUGAGACGUGUAUGGAUGAAGCACAAAUUGCUGCAGUCUGCAGAGAGUGUUUGCAGGCAUUGGAAUUCCUACAUGCCAAUCAGGUGAUUCACAGAGACAUUAAGAGUGACAAUGUGCUCUUGGGAAUGGAUGGAUCAGUGAAGCUGACUGACUUUGGUUUCUGUGCUCAGAUUACUCCAGAGCAGAGCAAGCGUAGUACUAUGGUUGGGACGCCUUACUGGAUGGCUCCAGAAGUAGUAACACGGAAGGCCUAUGGCCCUAAAGUGGAUAUCUGGUCUCUGGGUAUCAUGGCUAUUGAAAUGGUUGAAGGAGAGCCUCCAUAUCUCAAUGAAAAUCCUUUGAGGGCAUUAUAUUUGAUAGCAACUAAUGGCACCCCAGAGUUGCAGAACCCAGAGAAACUUUCCCCCAUAUUUCGUGACUUCCUAAAUAGUUGUUUGGAAAUGGAUGUAGAGAAAAGGGGGUCAGCCAAAGAACUGUUACAGCAUCCUUUCCUGAAACUGGCCAAACCUUUGUCAAGCUUGACGCCGCUGAUCCUUGCAGCCAAAGAAGCAAUGAAGAGUAGCCGUUAGCAUUACUGCUGUGGCCUUCAUCAUUUUUGUUUUUAUUUUUUAAAAAAAGUCUUCGUAAUAUAUAAAUUGUUGCUCUUGUUAGGGGGGUUGAAAGUCUGCGAAUGGGAAAAAAUCACCUUGGAGAUACAAGAGAAGAAAAAAAAUGGUGGUGGUGAACUCUUCUAGGAGUGUUAGAAGAAGUUGUGAACUGAAUCACUGGCCUUUUCACCACUGUGCAGACAGCUCAGAUAUGGAUUUUAUUAUGCCUGAGAGCUGUCUUUUGAUGACUUUGCUGUACCAGAUCCCACUCAUUGUGCUCUGUUUGGGCACUUUCAAUACUUGAACAACAUAUUCAAGCUUUCAGAGGGAGGCAUUACUUUGAUCUGCUAAACCUGCCCCCCUUCCUUUAUCUUUGUCAGUCAGUCAUGGAAAAUACGACAAACUCUGAGUUACUAAAGGCAGAUAUGGUAGAAAUGUGAAAGUUCCUUUUACCCUCUUUCUCUUAAUGUUCAAUUGUCUGUAACUGAUGUAGCAUUAACCACCCAGCUACCUAGGAUCCAUAAUUUUACAAUGGUUCUCCUUAAAUAAUGAAGAACAUGGGCAGAGAGGGAAGAAGAAAGCUCAGCAAAGUUUGAUGUAGAAUUUUGUUGCAUGGACUUCUUAACAUAAGGGAAAGAUGCCUCAAUUUGAUGAUUGAAUACAUGUGGAGAAAAGGAGGAAAGUGUUCCUUUUUUAAUGCUGAAACCAUCUUCUAGGCUUGGGGAGAGAACUGCAUUCUUGUGAGUUGUCUUCCACUCCUCCCUUGCCUAUGUAGGCUUGUUGAUAACAUUUUAAAGGGAUGUCUUGAAAGUGUGUGAUUUUAUAGCAAAGUGCUGUAUCCAUGUUUUGACUUGGGCUUUGGGCUUUAUGCUGGUGCCUUUUGAAUUUUAAAAUUACCCUUCUUUGUAUUAAAUACAUUUUGUAUAUGUUGUACAUUUUCCCUCCAAAAGCAACUUGGACUUAUCAGGACUAAGUAUUAGAGCUCUCCUCCUUUUUAUAUAUAUAUAUGAAUAUAGAUAAAUAUAUAUAUGCAUCAUUUCUACUAACAAAAGACCCAGCAGAUUUGCAAAAAAUGGAAGAUCCAAGACUUUUUUUUGUAUAAUUCAGCCAACUGAAGUUUCUGAACACCGAAAGUGCUAUUCUGUGGACACAAAAAUUGGAAGUAUGAGGUUAGCUUAGAUUCAACAUUAUUUGAAUUGUUACGUGAAUGGCUGAAAAAGUAUGCCUUCUCAUGAUGUUCCUGUCUCUCAAAAGACAUCAACUACUGUGGCCGAAGACAAUACAAUAUAAAGUGCCUCCCUAAAUAAAUGAAAGUAAUUGGAGUCGUAGAGGAAUUGAAGUUCUGGUUGAGGUGGUCACAUUUAUGAUUAUGAUGGGGACUGCAUUGUAUUUCACAUCAGCCUUUUUAAAACCAUGAUUUUUUGGUUGGGCUUAUCUUGAUGGAGAGUUCCUGAGUGAUAAUGUGCCAAACAAUAACAUAAGACUCAUUAAUUUGGUGCUACAGAAUUUUUGCAUUCCCAGUUGAUAUUUUUGGGAGAACAUCUUACAGCCCUAAUUAAGAGACAACUUCUUACAGAAUUUCUAAUGGUCAAUGGAAAGCCUCUUUUAUACCUGUGAACAAUAUUAAUAUGUGUUGACAUAAUAACGUAUUUUAUACUAGGGUUUUAUGAACAAGGUUGCAAAAUGUGUGCUACCAGAUUCCGAGUUAUGAGCCAUUCCAUUGUAAAGGGCUCAAUUCCCUUAGAUCUUGGAGCAGCUCGCAUUCUGUUUUAUAACAACAAAUGUCUAAUGAAUACAGUUGAAAGUAUCACCACACCCCAUCCUGCAGUCCUGUGUUCUGACAGAAGUAUUCAUUUAAAACUUUGUAACAAAACAGCAAAUUCACUUUCAUAGCAUUUUGAAUGUGUUCCGGUUUGGUCCAAGGCGUGGAAUGUCCUGAACUGAGUGGUAUAUUAGGUGCUGUUAUUCCCUUUGCCAUGCCUUGGAAUACUGUUACUAUAAAAUAGUCUUUCCCUUAAAUUGACUUGUGAAUAAAACAAAAGCAGUUAAAAGGAACCUAACAGGUAAUUUUGGUUUUCUUACCAUUGAGUCUUUAUCUGUUGCUGGCAAUGGAAUAUGUGGAACCUAUGACUUCUAGGAGAUAGACAGAUGUUUAUCUUUCAAUGGUAGAAAUGAAAUGUGGCACUGCUUUAAGAUCUCAGUCUUUAGACAAAACAUUUACUGUCUUCAACUUAAUGCAAACAUUUUCUGAAAUGAGUAGUUGAGGGAAUCUGUGCAAGGGCUUUGAAAUCCUUUAAAGUUGCUUACAAUUUGGAUUAGCUCAGGAGUUGCUGAAGUGCUUCUUUGGCCUCCCAUGAGUUCUCCCACAAUAUGGCCAUAAGGGCUCCUAAGUGUAACUUGCAUCAUAGUGGUUCAGCUGUACAUUUUUCUAAUUUCUUUGCCCCCUGUUGCUAGAAGAGAUUAGGGAUAGAUGUAGGAGUGAACUGAGAUGGGAAUUCAUAGUUGGAUAGAGGAGCCAUCAGAAAGUACCUGACCCAUUAUGGUUUGUUAUACAGCUCUGCAUGCAAUUUGUAUGGUAAUUGGACUGAGCAUAUAUUGAAAAUGUCUUAAAAGCUUGGUAUAGAAAUGGAAGACUAAAGAAUAUGUCCCUGGGAUAUUGCUUAUUAGUGCACAGGGGUGAGAACAUUAAGGACAGCAUUGAAAAGUUCUUGAUUCUUAACUUACUGUUAAAUACACCUUAAGCAGAUUUCCUGUCACUAAUGUCAGUACAUACUGGCUGAUUCAUGCAAUCAUGUUUGGGGCUUAUUUUCAAUUUGUGACUUUCUCAGCCCAGAUUGAAUGUUAAGAUGCCAGGCGCUAUCUGGGACCAGAUCCCACUUCAGUCCAUCAUUGCAAAAGACUUCUGUGGAGGUUGUUUAUGUGGAAGUUGAGCUUGUGAUGAUGAUUUCAAGAUAACCAUGUUAAGAUCUUGCUACUCAGUCUGAGCUGACAAAAGCCACCAUGGAAUAAAAAAUUGUGUUCCCUGUGCCAACAUGCUCGAGUGAGUUAACUUUUGAGUCUUGGGCACAUUUGCAGUUGCAAACUUUGAUGUGAAACUGCAGAUUUACCUGGAAUGAUGAGCUCCCAUGGGUUUUUUCCCCCUCCUGAUUCAUAAGUUUAAACAAACCCCACUACUUAACAACAACAAAGCAUUUGCUCAUUUACAUGGAGAUAUUUGCCACUUGAUCAUAUAUCUGAUUAACUAAAGUGAUCAUCAUAUGUGUACUCUGGAGCUGUUUGGAGUAAACUAACUCCAUUAUUAUGAGUUGGAGAAUUUGUCUUCAUAGCUGGAAUUAAGUACAUUUUUUUAAAAAAAAUCCCUUCUUUGUUCCCUUUAUCACUCUUAUCAGAUGGAAAUUAAAGUAGUGCAAGCUUUCAAUUUUUUUACUGUCUUCAGAUUUUGUUGCCUUUUGUUUUAAUUUAAUCCUAUUCUGUUAUUUAAUUGUUACUGCAAUAUUAACUACUGUAUUUGACUAUGUUUAAUGACUUUGUUCUUUCAGGGCUAGAAAUAAAAAAUUCUAAAAUGC
Molecule: messenger RNA, 5495 nt
Organism: Varanus komodoensis (Komodo dragon)
Lineage: Eukaryota; Metazoa; Chordata; Lepidosauria; Squamata; Varanidae
Gene: PAK2
Product: p21 (RAC1) activated kinase 2
Exons: 16
Coding region: 343-1911 (522 amino acids)
Biological process (GO): regulation of MAPK cascade; intracellular signal transduction; protein phosphorylation
Cellular component (GO): cytoplasm
Molecular function (GO): ATP binding; protein serine/threonine kinase activity
Source: RefSeq, a predicted model, not a curated record